AUGGAUUUACAAACAUCGCAUUUGGCAGCUGCAUUGAUGUCUAAUAACAAUUCAUUUAACAAUGAGCAACCUGGGGCUGUUAUAGCUCCUACCAUCAACGAUAAAGAUGAACCUAUGCAAAAUGAUCCGGCACCAGCGGUUAGUGAACCAGCAAAACAAACCACAUACGAAGAGAAAGAGGAAAUAGGCAGUGGCGAAGAGUUCUCUGAUGAGGAGUCAGAAGCGCAACCUGAAAACAAAUGUAUGCCAGGAAGAGGUGUUACUUUACAAAUGCUUUUGGAAGAGAAAAUGUUAGAACCAGGACAUGCUGCUAUGACAAUAGAAUAUUUGGGCCAAAAAUUUGUUGGUGAUCUACAAGCAGAUGGAAAAAUAAAGUCACAUGAAACAGAAACAAUAUUCUGUUCACCGUCGGCUUGGGCCAUUCACUGCAAGAGAAUUAUAAACCCUGAUAAAAGAUCGGGAUGCGGGUGGGCAUCAGUGAAAUACAGAGGCAAAAAAUUGGAUACCAUUAAAGCUACUUAUUUAAGAAGGAAACAAUUACAGAGAGAGAAUAUGCAUAGUGAUGAAGAAACAGAAAUGGAGGUUGAAAGUCCUCCUGAGCCUCCCCCACAGCGGAUUGUGAUGAAACAUAAUACUGUUCCCAAUAGAAUGAUGCAACAUGAUGCAAACAUGUUGAUAGAAGCUGUGUCAUUCUCAUCAGCGGGAAAGGUUCAACCGUUUUUAGUAUCAGUUAACUCCAAUGCACUUCUUAUUCUAGAUAUUCAUUGCCAUUUGAAAAAGGAAGAGGUUUAUGGCUAUUUGGCUGGUACCUGGGAUCUAAAUAACCAUAAUGUCUCAAUCACUCAUACAUUCCCAUGCUUGAUAAGCAAAAAUGACUCAAGACCAAGGGUUUUAGUUGAGUUGGAAAUACAAAUGGAAAUUGAAAAGUUAGGGCUCUCUUUAUUAGGCUGGUACCACUCCCACCCAACAAACCCGGCCAUGCCCAGUCUUAGGGACUGUGAUAAUCAACUUGAAUACCAGAUAAAAAUGAGAGGCCCUACGGAAAUAUCGUACAUACCUUGUAUUGGAGUUAUUUGUUCACCAUACAAUCCAGAGAGUCCUGUAUUGGAAUCAUCAUUAACAUUUUUCUGGGUUAUGCCGCCCCCAGAGCAGAGACCUACAGAAUACCCGAAACCUCUUCUUUUGCAAUACAAUAUGAUUCACGAUACACAUUUAUCAACUCACGCUAUGGAACAGAUAAAGAAAAGCAUAAAAUACUAUGGAACAUUCGCAGACGAUUCGCUAGUCAGUUUCAAGGACAACUUUAAACCUGAUAUCACUUAUUUGGAUAAAUUAAAAUGCACCCUCACUCCGAAAUUUCCGCGCGAGCAAAGCGAUGGUUUAUUAUGGCAUUUUAUAAGGGAUGAGUUAGGUUGUUCUUCAGAAAAUGAUGAUAAGAUGGAUUUAGAUGCGCUGUUGGCUGUUCCACAACCGAUUCCCGCAUCCAAGCCUCAAGUUACUUCAAUACCUAACUUCCCAUCAGUUAGCACACUGCAACAGAUGGUCAGUAGACCGGCUGGGGUGCCACCAAUCAAUGUUUCUUCCGCUAUAGGCUCAGUUUCUCCUCAUAAAUUUGAGACGCCGCCACUUAACAUACCCGUUUUACCGACAUCGUCUAAACUUUCUAAAUCGACGACUCCUUCCCUUCCCCCUACGUAUCCAACUGGAUUGGAUAUGUUAACUAGUAUGGCUUUAGGACUUGGAUCUGCGAAUAUGCCAUUACCUCUAGGUACACCAGGUCUAGAGAGUCUAGCUGCUGCUAACAGUAUGCUAACAGGUUUUAAUCCAGCAUUAUCUUCGAAUUUAGCAUCCACAUUAUCUUCAAGCAAACUCCCGGAUUUGCCUUCAUACGCUGCCUCUUUGCAAAAUCUAUCAAACAGUAUGGUUAAUUAUGAAAAAACUUCAACCACGACUUCAACAAGCUGUACAACUUCUGUCGCCCCUAUACCAGCUAGCAUCGCCUCUAACCUUAUGAUGAGUUCAGCUGAUAUAGCGAAUGCAUUAUUUUCAGCUAGUAAGUAUUCUAGCGCUGGUAUAUUAGGAAUACCAGAUCCGAUGUCGAAAUCCACUCUGGCUGCUAAUAACAUGUUUUUGUCGCCAUCUUUGCUUAAAAUGCAAGAGUCAUUAAUGAAGCCUUUGUCAAGUAGUAGUCCGAUCCCUUCUAAAGUUGGUCUCGAUCAGAAUAUGUUAAUGAAAAGCCCCCACGACCUCAUUAAACCAUCUAAGGACUAUCUGCCCCCUGAUUUUGGUAGUAUCAGUAAAUCAAAAAGUAGUUCCCACGAUUCCAUAAAACACCCGGACGUGAGCUCAUCUAAAUCAGAGACUUCUAAGUCAGUUUUAUCUGAAUCUCAACUACCAGAAUACCCUCAAAUUUGUUCGUCACCAAGGGUGGGGGGAGAUCCGUUUUUGAAUCAAAUGUUGGAAUUGACUAAAAAGACGACGAUUCCUGACUAUCCGGCCGACUACAGCCAGCCGCGGAAGAUGGAUGAAGAUGUCCAAAAGCUAACUCCUACAUCCCUUUCAUACUCCAGCGCCGCAAGCAUAGCUGACACUAUAGCCCAAGUUGCGAUGGGAAAUUUCAAUAAAAUGGAAGAUGCCAUGGACUACUCAACUGGUCAAGAUUAUUCAACUUCAAAAAAUACAAGCAACGAAACAGAAAAUUAA
Molecule: messenger RNA, 2703 nt
Organism: Danaus chrysippus (African queen)
Lineage: Eukaryota; Metazoa; Arthropoda; Insecta; Lepidoptera; Nymphalidae
Source: the annotation of a GenBank genome assembly